Aspergillus tanneri is the source of this 1359-nucleotide messenger RNA. RefSeq lists its product as uncharacterized. Bases 1 to 1359 code for a protein of 452 amino acids. Gene Ontology annotation, molecular function: FAD binding. NCBI's taxonomy places the organism in Eukaryota, Fungi, Ascomycota, Eurotiomycetes, Eurotiales, Aspergillaceae. Gene Ontology annotation, biological process: secondary metabolite biosynthetic process. The transcript is spliced from 2 exons. The record is from RefSeq and is a predicted model, not a curated record.
AUGCCAGGUACCGUUCGUCACGGAGAAUCCGUAGAAGUCGCCAUCAUCGGCGGCGGUAUUGUUGGCAUUGUCCUGGCUGUAGGUCUCUUGCGCCAAAAUGUUAAAGUUCGCGUCUUCGAGCAAGCCCAGGGAUUCCGCGAGAUAGGCGCUGGUAUUGCAUUUACCGCAAAUGCUAUCCGGUGCAUGGAACAGAUCGAUCCCGCUAUCGUGACGGCGCUGAGACUGAGCGGAUCGGUGGCCACCUCCAAUGGUGAUGAGAAGGAGCCGAAUGACUAUCUACGAUGGAUCGAUGGUUACAAUCAACACCGCGAGGACGACCCUUACUACCAGCGCAUGCUGUACAAAAUAGACGCGGGGUAUCGAGGGUUCGAAGGGUGCCGUCGAGACCAAUUCCUGGAAGCCCUGGUCAAGGUCGUGCCGCCAGAGGUGAUCGAAUGCAGGAAGCGUGUGCAGAGGAUCGAAGAGCGGAGUCUGGAGGAGAAAAUUACCCUUACCUUUGUGGAUGGAACAAGGGCACAAACAGAUGCUGUGAUCGGAUGUGACGGUAUCAAAUCUCGAGUGCGAGAAAUAAUACUGGGAGAAGGAAACCCAGCGUCCUAUCCUCACUAUACCCACAAAGUUGCCUAUCGGACGCUGAUUCCCAUGGAAGACGCGAUUAAGGCACUCGGUGACUACAAGGCAAAGAACCAGCACAACCACGUUGGGCCCAAUGCCCAUCUCAUCCACUAUCCGGUCGCGAAUAAGAAUAUGAUCAACGCGACUGCGUUCGUCUCCGACCCCAAUGAAUGGCCUGAAGAGAAGCAAAUGGUUGCGCCAGGUUCGCGGGAGGAUAUCGAGUCGGCGUUCGCGGGGUGGAGCCCCUGUGUUCGCAACGUUGUCAGCCUCUUCCCCGAGAAACUGGACAAGUGGGCAGUCUUUGACCUGUGGGAUUAUCCCGCUCCUUUCUAUAACCGGGGCAAGAUCUGUCUUGCGGGAGACGCUGCACAUGCGUCGAGUCCUCAUCAUGGCGCGGGAGCCUGCGUCGGUAUUGAGGAUGCCCUGUGCCUUUCCACUCUGUUGAGGCAAGUGAACACGUCUGUACAGGAGAACGGGAUUUCAAAGGGAAAAGCGCUUCGUGCAGCAUUUGAGACGUUCAAUGCCGUCAGACGCACUCGAAGCCAAUGGCUAGUCAAUAGUAGUCGAAGGGCCUGUGACUUUUAUCAUCAGCCAGAGUGGGCGGAUCCAGCAAAAUGGGUCAAGGCCGAGACUUGUUUCGAAGAGCUCAAGGAUCGAUCUUACAAGAUUUGGCAUUUUGAUUACAAUGGAAUGAUCAAGGAAACAAUCAAGGGGUACGCUGAGCGAGAGGCAGAUCUCGUAUAG